This is a messenger RNA of Trichoplusia ni (cabbage looper), 1921 nucleotides long. Its product is annotated as glucose dehydrogenase [FAD, quinone]-like. Lineage: Eukaryota; Metazoa; Arthropoda; Insecta; Lepidoptera; Noctuidae. The transcript is spliced from 4 exons. The coding region runs from base 1 to 1839 and encodes 612 amino acids. The record is from RefSeq and is a predicted model, not a curated record. Gene Ontology annotation, molecular function: flavin adenine dinucleotide binding; ecdysone oxidase activity.
AUGCCCUUAACUGCAACACCGUGCUUGUCGCUGUUCCAAUGGACAGCACCGCUGACUUUUGUGGCAGUGUUCAAAUACCUUGCAGCAGUGCACUGCCUGUUGUCGCACGACACUCUAUUGGACGCUGACAUCAGAGGUAUCAACUCGUUUGAUUUCAUCAUAGUCGGUGCAGGCUCAGCUGGAAGUGUUGUUGCGAAUAGAUUGUCUGAAAAUAAAAAUUGGAAUGUACUAUUACUGGAAGCUGGGGGUGAUCCGCCAAUAACAUCUGAUAUACCAGCACUGCAGACACUCUUGUAUAAAACGGAAAAUGAUUGGCAAUAUAAAACAGUGAAUAACGGGGUGACGAGUCAAGGAAUUGAAAAUGGUGAAGUAUCCUGGACAAAGGGCAAAAUGCUUGGUGGCAGUAGUAGUAUGAAUGCUCUUGUUUAUUUGACUGGAAACGAUAAUGAUUACCAAAGUUGGUACGACGCAGGCAAUAAAGAAUGGAGUGUCGACGAAGUACGAAGGUGUUUUAAAAAAGCUGAAGAUCUUCGAGAUGAGGUUAUGUUAAGCGAUCCAGAAAUCAGUUCGACAUAUGGCCAGGGUGGAUUACUUGCUGUAAGUAGAUUCAAGAACACCUAUCGCAGUUACACUAAUAAAAUAAUAGAGUCCUGGAGUCAACUUGGGUUUAAAAAUACUUCAGAUUUGAAUGUGGCAAAUUAUUUGGGUGCUGGUAUUUUGCCUGUAACUGCAUUUAAUGGUGUUCGCGAAAGCACAUUUACUGCUUAUUUAAAACCAAUUGAAAAGAGAUCUAACUUAAAAAUAGUAAAACAUGCUCUGGUAACUAAAGUGUUAAUUGAUGCCAAUUCUACGGCUUAUGGGGUUGAAGUGACAAAAAAUGGAGUGAAAAAAACUUAUUUGGCAACACGAGAAGUUAUUUUAAGUGCUGGUUCUGUUAGUUCGCCACAGCUAUUGAUGUUGUCCGGUGUUGGACCUCAAGAACAUCUUGAAACAAAUAAUAUCGAAUGUCUCGUUAACUCGCCUAUGGUCGGACAAAAUCUUCAGGAUCAUGCACUGCUACCAGUUACAAUCUAUGGAGACAAACCUGACUCGAUUAAUUUAAUCGAUGUGGUGCAAAACAUAAAAGACUAUCUCUUGUAUCGUGAAGGAUUUCUUGCGCAAAGUAGUAUCAUAACAGAUGCUGCAGUGUUCUAUUCUACACGAGAAGGUGCUACUUAUCCAAAUAGUCAAAGCCACGUAACAGUAGUGAAUAAGAACUUCCCAUUGAUCGAAUUAAAUUUGAAACUAACUUUCGGAUACAACGCGUCCGUGCUCGAAUCAAUCAUUGAUUUAACCAAAGAACAUGCGCUGUACUUCUUUGAAUACAUUCUCCUGCAUCCUUACUCGAGAGGAAACAUUUCUUUAGCGUCGAACGACCCUACAGAUGCACCUCUUAUAUAUGCAAACUAUUUUGGAGAUCCUCGAGAUUUAGAAAUUGCAGUAAAUGCUAUUAAGAUGUUAACACAAAUCUUGAAUACACCUUAUUUUAAAUCUAUUAACGCUUUCUUGGGAAGGAUGAAUGUGCUGGCGUGUGAUCAUUUCGAAUUGGAUAGCGUGGAUUAUUGGAAAUGCGUAGGUACAAAUUUAGUAACUUCGAUAUUCCAUCCCGUGGGGACUUGCCAGAUGGGAACGAGUAUAAAUACUUCAGUAGUGGACAGUCGGUUGAGGGUACAUGGCGUAAAGCAAUUGAGGGUUAUUGAUGCUGGAGUUAUGCCUACAAUAACCAGUGGAAAUACAAACGGUCCAACUAUCAUGAUUGGUGAAAGAGGAGCUGAAUUAAUUAAAGAAGAUUAUUUGUAAGGUCGCUUAUGACCAGAUCCAUUAAUAAUCUCUUGAACCAUGAAUUACGACUACAAGUUUAAAUAAAGAUUUUUCAUCAUCA